This is a messenger RNA of Folsomia candida, 2378 nucleotides long. RefSeq lists its product as uncharacterized. Gene Ontology annotation, cellular component: plasma membrane. Gene Ontology annotation, biological process: triglyceride biosynthetic process. Gene Ontology annotation, molecular function: long-chain-alcohol O-fatty-acyltransferase activity; diacylglycerol O-acyltransferase activity. The transcript has 3 exons. Lineage: Eukaryota; Metazoa; Arthropoda; Collembola; Entomobryomorpha; Isotomidae. Bases 43 to 1560 code for a protein of 505 amino acids. The record is from RefSeq and is a predicted model, not a curated record.
UCAGAUGUCGGAAAUUGUUACACAUUAAUUUUUCUUGUCGUAAUGUCACGAAAGUUUAAAAUGUGGCUAAAAGAGUUAUUCUUAAUUUUGUCGUCGAUAUUCUUUUCAGUAUUUAUCCUUCCUAUUCUCUUAGUUUUAGUUGUGUUUCCGCUUUACGCCUACCGAAGAAUUGUCAUCAUUUUGGCUACAAAUUUAAAACCAGGAUUUCACACUGUUGUAAAUUUGGAUAGUUGUCUCGUCGUCUGUGACGACAUCCACGGUCGACCAAGGAAUUCGUUUUGUUGCGUACUUCAUCUUAAAGGAGAACCACUAUAUGAAGAUAUUGUGGGUAGAGUGGAAAAAGUGCUGGAUGGGCGUCCCGAACUCACCUGUUCUUUAACCAGAUGGUUAUCUGUCUACUUCUGGGAAAAAUGCAAAAAUUUCUCCAUUUCAAAUCACAUCUCACAAAACGAAGAAUCCGACCCCGACAAACUUUCUGACUUCUUGGUGAACAUGAUUGAGAAGGGAUAUCCGACUGGAAAUCCUCUCUGGGAGCUUAUCUACUUCCCAAACUACGCCCAUCCCAAAUACGGUACUACAUCCGCCGUCCUCCUCAGAAUCCAUCACGUUCUCGGUGACGGGAUGGCGUAUAUGGCGCUAUUACGUGACAUAUUUGACCCAAACCCAACAGUGGAUCAGGAAAUUGAAAACAUUCUAAAAACACAGCGAACAAAAUUGAAAAUUUCUACAUGGAAAAAAUUGUGUUACUUGACCGAACUAAUUUUUGCUACGCCAAGCCAAACUGUGCACUAUUAUCUGAAAGGGUUCUAUUCUCAAGUGGUACCGAUGAACCAAAGUAAUUCGGGUGUCUCUGGUGUCACACACUUCACCAUGUUGAUGGACAUUUCCCUGAUAAAACGCAUCUCGAAAAAGACUGGGGUCAAGGUGACCUCCAUUAUCCAUGCCGGCGUUACAGGGGCAAUGCGAAGGCUGAUAUUGGAAAAGGGGGGACGAGCAGAUGGGGAUUUAUCCACGUUUUACGUCCUCCCAAAAAUGAACCAUCCAGGAACAAUGACCAAUAACAGUUUUGCGAUACCACUCAUCUCUCCAAUGACCCCGGAACCAUCUCAGGCUGCCCGUCUUGCCAGGAUUUCUGACCAAUUUGACCGCAUCCUCUUCUCACCCCUGCCCCUCGGCAUGAUGGGCAUGACCGGUCUGACGGGUUUGGUGUGCGGCACGUUGAUCGCGAAACCCUGGCGUGUACCGCAUGUCGCGAGUUGUGUGCACUCAAACGUCGUCUUUGUCGGGGAGCCGUUAAGAUUGUUUGGUCACGUGGCGGAGACCCUCAUCCUUUACACUGGUUUGCAGCCAGGAGGACAUCACCUCUUCGUCGCGACGAUCAGUUAUAAUGGGAAACUUAUGAUUCAACUGCUCGGAAGUAGAGCGGCCUUUCCAGAACGGGAUGAUGUAGUGAAGUUUGCGGAUUACGUGAGGGAAGAAUUUGAGAUGUUAGAGAUGGAUGGAAAUGCGGAAAAUUGUGAUAUCAGGCAAGUUCAGGAAGAGGAUAAGAAAAAUGCGUAGCGAAAAUUGUAGUCAGUUACACAGGUACUUGUACAGGUAAUUAGUUGAAGUGAAUGUUAUAGAGAAUUUAAAGGACAGUUAGCUAUGUAUAUACAGUAUAAGUAUGUAGUUACGCAUUUAUGAUAAAUUCUUCUUUUGAAAAUGGGUAUAAAUUCAGCCACCAUUGGCCAGGAAUACUAGUUAAAUGGUUAUAAGGUUAAAUUUUAAUGGGGAUUUGUUGUGUUUAUGAUUUAUAAUCAGUAAUUUUAUUCUUCAAUAUCAUAGAUAUUCGUGAAAAUUUUGAGUAAAUAACAUAUAUGUAAAUAAGUAUACUUAUUUAUACAAAACAUUUGCUAAACUUGGUUACCAGCAUUUAUUGUUACCCUUGCAUGGUUAUAUUUAUGACAUCGUGUAACACUACUGUCAAGCCAGGAUUAGUUUUUAUUAAUUGACAUUUUAUUUAAAUUUUUUAGUCGUGAACAUUUUUAAAAGUUUUUUUUGAUUAUGUAUUUAUAUACGAAAUAUGAAAUAUGGAUAUAUGAAAUUGAUUUCCCUAAAACUAUGGUAUGAUCGUAGUUAACAAAACUUUAAAUAUCUACAUAUGUAUGUAUGUAUGUAUACCUACAUAUGUACACUGAUAUUUAUGUAAAGUUAAGCCUUCAAAUAUGUACAUAUCUACUAAUCCAUCCCCAUAAUUUAUAUUAAAUUAACCAUUUCCGCCCUGAUUGGAAUUAUAUUUCGUAAGAUGACCACUUGUCAACAAAUACGUAACCCAAUCUGGUUGGAUUAAGCUAAAUAAUUUCGUGGAAAAUAAAACACAACUUAAUUUUCAAAUAAUA